This is a messenger RNA of Dictyostelium purpureum, 594 nucleotides long. RefSeq lists its product as uncharacterized. Lineage: Eukaryota; Evosea; Eumycetozoa; Dictyosteliales; Dictyosteliaceae. The coding region runs from base 1 to 594 and encodes 197 amino acids. The record is from RefSeq and is a predicted model, not a curated record. The transcript is spliced from 2 exons.
AUGACAACUACAUUACAUGAAGAAAUCAAAAAAAUGGAAACAAAUGAAAUUAUCCCUCAAAUAGUAAAGUCAGUUCCAUGUAAAAAAUUAAUAGUAAAGUAUGGUAUUAGAGAAAUGGAUUUGGGAGAUGUUAUAACACCAACAGCAGCAAAAGAUAAGCCAACAUUAGUAGAUUAUGUGUACGAAAAGGAUCAAUUUUAUACAUUAAUAUUAAUAGAUGCCGAUGACCCAUCAAGAACCAAUAGAUUAAAUGCAGAGGUUAAACAUUGGAUUUUGGUUAAUAUAAAAGAGAAUAAUGUAAAUAAAGGUGAACAUUUGGUUCAAUAUUUGGGACCCACACCACCUGUUGGUACAUUUUUACACCGUUAUAUUUUCAUAUUAUGUAAACAACCUUCAAAAUUAGAUUUCAAAGGAGAAUAUAAAAUACCAUUCACUUUGGAAAAUAGAAAAAAUUGGAGUUCUGAUGAAUUUAUAAAAAAAUGGGAUUUAAUUAUAGAAGGAAUAAAUUAUUUUGAAUGUCAAUAUGAUGACCAAGCACAAUUUAUAAAUGAAAAAUUAAUAGAAUCACAGGAAGAAUCAAUAAAAAUUAAAUAA